GACCUUCAGUAGUUCUGUUUAAGAGACAUCAAUGCAGGAUCCGUGACUGGAAUAAAUUGGUCAAGCGGAUUGUGGCCAGACAGAUACGUCAGGAUAUAAAAGGCAGACAGCAAUGAAGCUCAAACCCCCAACCCCCAGCCCCUCCUGAGACACGCACACUGACUAGACGAACUGUGUGUGUGUUGUGUGUGCGGCGACUCUCUUUCCCCUUCUUCUCACUCAUAGGAGCGGCAGCAUCCUUCUCUCGCUCAAUCACGACAACAGCAGCUAACUUAGGCAAGUAGGCCCUUGAUGAAGGCCGCCGCCUGGUGCCCCGCGUCACAUGCAUAUGCAUAGCCCAUCCGGGCCCCCCUCACCACCCGCCUCGCCAUCUCUACACAGCAGCACCCAUCCUCCUCGUCACGCCCCUCCCAACUGACCAGCCACGAGUUCCCCUGCCUCUGCCAGUAGGCCACCUCCCACUUAGUCAGCUUGCUCACAUACAAGCCGUCCUCGCCCCCACCCCACAGCGACCGGCACCUCCAGGAGGGGGAGGGAGGGGGAGGGCACCGUGUGUGUGGUGGUGGGCGGCCAGCUGGGCGGCCCGUACGCCAUCGAGUGUGUGUGGACGGCGGCGUAGGUGGGGGGUAACACUAUGUGGCGGCUGGUGUGGGUGUGGGGGCUCGCGGGCUUCUGUGGCAGUGCGACCGGCGCCACACACGGGGAGGUCAUCUGACCCGGCAGAAGGGACGGGCGCAGCGGUCUCGCCGUUGCCGGUGUGUGUCUGCUGCUGUGUGUUGGUCUUGAGUGUGGGUGUGGAGGGUGCGGCGGCUGGUCCACCGGGGUUGUGGGCUGUGACCUUGGGUGAGGUGGCAGUGCGAAGGGGCAUCGGUGGGGGCGUGCUGCUGUGCGGCUGGUGCUGGUGCUGUGGGUGGUGUGUGGGGCCGGGGGAGGCCGACGGUGACACGGCGGGCCCUGGGAGGGAGAGGGGGGAGCUGGGUGGGUGUGAGGGCUCCUGCUGGUCGUGGUCGCCGUCGUAGAGGGGCGCGGGGAGGGCGGGCGACAGGGGCGGGGUGGGUAUCUCGGCCGCAGCAGCGGCGGCUUCCAGCACGGCGGCUGGGAUCUCUUGGUCCUCCUUCAGGAACCAAUUCUUGACUACCGCCUGCAUGAAUGUCGGCAGACAAAGACAGACAGACAGACAGAUAUGUGGAGAAGAAUGGAUGUAUGGUGCGUAUGUGUACGGGUGUAUGUGUCAUUCCUUUACUGAUUUGAGGCAGUCUGCACUUACCGGCAUGCCCUCGGUGACCUCUCUCCGCCACAAGAAGAUGGCCUUGUGGUGGUACUCCUCACACACGCCCUGCAGGACGGAUGCAUCAAUCACGACCACACAGCAUACGCAGACACGCCAGACCAAAAAGCUGAAUGGACACAGGUCGUGUACUUAACUGACUAACGGUGCCCACUUACUUACCAGCUCCUCGUCGUAUUCCCGCCGCCUCUCCUCGUCCAGGAGGACAUCCCUGGCCUGCUUGAUGUAAUCAAACAUGUAGCCGUCCUUCAAGAAACCCCUAUCAGGAUGAGCCUGCAUCGAAUGCAAUUAAUGACAGCACACCCAUUGCAAUACAACACACCGACCGAUGCAUACGCACGGCUCACAUCAUCCCUCCAGCAUGCAAUGCAUCGCUCCGCGUACCCAGAAGGCUGCUUUCUUGUACGCCGCCUUGAUCUCCUCCCUACUCGCAAAGGGCGACACGCCCAACACCACAUAGUGGCCAAGGAGGAAGGGACCGAGCCGACCUGCACACACACAACACUCACAGAAAAAUAUCUCACAGGUACAUUGCGUGUAAGGUCUCUAUGUUUCCCUUUGUCUGUUUCCUCUGUCUGUUUCCCUCUGUCUGUUUCCCUCUGUCUGUUUCCCUCUGUCUGUUUCCCUCUGUCUGUUUCCCUUUGUCUGUCUGUUUGUCAGUCUGUUUGUAUACGUACUUGUAUCAUCCUCGUAGUCGGCCCACCGCGGCUUCUCCUUCCUCUCGACCUCCUGUGCGGCACUUCGUCGAUCUCGGUGGCCGCCGAAGCGGCCAAAUAUGCGGAGACAAAAAUUGAGAAGAGAAGGAGACAUGGCAUUCGAAUGUUGAUAAGCCUCUUCUUUUGCCCCUUACGCACCUGUGGUGUCCGAUUCCCGCCGCCUCUGCUUUACGUGGUGGAGGCGUGGCGUGCGUCACGGCGUGUAGCGUGGACGAAGACAAAAAAAAAGAUGCAACGCCUAAAAAAAAAAAAGAGAGAUGGAAUCGGUCGCAAGGCUGCUCGGUCAGACACACCUUUCAUACGCUUGUCCUUGCGGCCAUGGUCUCCUCUCUGGGUCGAACCCCGGCUCCCAACCCCACAAAGCACCCAGCAGUACGGAAACCGUCCGUGCGCACGAGGUCGUUGAGGCAGGCGGUUG
Vitrella brassicaformis is the source of this 2422-nucleotide messenger RNA. The record is from the annotation of a GenBank genome assembly. NCBI's taxonomy places the organism in Eukaryota, Vitrellaceae.